Rhinolophus ferrumequinum (greater horseshoe bat) is the source of this 9866-nucleotide messenger RNA. It is a transcript of the gene CUX1, whose product is annotated as cut like homeobox 1. Gene Ontology annotation, cellular component: Golgi membrane. Bases 481 to 5343 code for a protein of 1620 amino acids. The transcript has 24 exons. Gene Ontology annotation, biological process: regulation of DNA-templated transcription; intra-Golgi vesicle-mediated transport. Lineage: Eukaryota; Metazoa; Chordata; Mammalia; Chiroptera; Rhinolophidae. The record is from RefSeq and is a predicted model, not a curated record. Gene Ontology annotation, molecular function: DNA binding; DNA-binding transcription factor activity, RNA polymerase II-specific.
CGGGUUGGGCCGUGUCGCCUGCGCACCGGCCGUUGGGCUCCCAGCGCGGACCCGGGGGUUUGUUUACGUCCGGGCGGGCGCCCCGGGGCCACCCGCAGACCCCCGCAGCCGCCCCGCUCUUUUGUGUGCCUGCUUUAGUGGCGCGGACCAACCCCUUCGCGGCCAAGCACCGGGGUAGCGGCGCUUUGGGGAAACUUGCGAGGGGCGGCCCGCUCGCGGAGCCGCGGGUCAGGGCGCCUGGGAGCUCCCGGCGGGCGCCGGUGCGGGCGCGGGUUGGGGGCUGCAACUUUCCCCGAGCGCAGGUCCAGCGCCGCUUCCCGGCGAGCCGUCUGCCUAAGAGGGGGGCGCCUCCUCCCCGCCGCCUGUCUCGGCAGCCCUCGCCCCGGGCCCAGGGGGCUCCCGCGUACCCCAGUGACCCGCCCGCUCCCCUCUGGCCCUCUCCUCCGGGCCCCUGCCUUCCCAGCAGGGUCUGAGGGCUCGAUGGAGCAGGCGGCGGGUCCGCUUCGAAAUGCCUUGUCGGGUCGGGUUCUGGAAAGCAAAGCCCUAGGGGCCCCGCCGGACUGUGGCGUGCCGGACUGUGGUCCCCGCGCCGAACCCCAGGCGCCGCUGGGGGAUCGUGUCAGGGUUCCCCAUCCAGCGCCUGAGCCGCCGCCGUGCGCAGGGGGCACGUUCUUGCCUGCCACCUUCCACCCAGAGGAGCGGUGCGCCCUCGGGGUCCAGCCCGAAUCUGCGAGCUCCGCGCUCGCGGCGCUUGGACAGCCUCGGGACUCGGCCAGGUGGAUGUUGUGCGUAGCCGAAGCCAAGUUGAAGAGGGAACUCGAUGCCACCGCAACAGUAUUGGCGAAUCGGCAAGAUGAAAGCGAGCAGUCUCGAAAGCGGCUCAUCGAACAGAGCCGAGAGUUCAAGAAGAACACUCCAGAGGAUUUGCGCAAGCAGGUAGCGCCGCUGCUGAAGAGCUUCCAAGGGGAGAUUGAUGCGCUGAGUAAAAGAAGCAAAGAGGCUGAGGCGGCCUUCUUGAAUGUCUACAAAAGAUUGAUCGAUGUUCCAGAUCCCGUACCAGCCCUGGACCUCGGGCAGCAGCUCCAGCUCAAAGUGCAGCGCCUGCACGACAUCGAAACGGAGAACCAGAAACUUAGGGAAACUCUCGAAGAAUACAACAAGGAAUUUGCUGAAGUGAAAAAUCAAGAGGUUACGAUAAAAGCACUUAAAGAGAAAAUCCGAGAAUAUGAACAGACUCUGAAGAACCAAGCCGAGACUAUAGCUCUCGAAAAGGAACAAAAGUUACAAAAUGAUUUUGCAGAAAAGGAGAGAAAGCUGCAAGAGACACAGAUUUCUACCACCUCAAAGCUGGAGGAAGCAGAACAUAAAGUUCAGACUCUUCAAACAGCCCUGGAAAAAACUCGAACAGAAUUAUUUGACCUGAAAACCAAAUAUGAUGAAGAAAUUACUGCCAAGGCCGACGAAAUUGAAAUGAUCAUGACGGACCUUGAAAGAGCAAACCAGAGGGCAGAGGUGGCUCAGAGAGAGGCGGAGACCUUACGGGAGCAGCUCUCGUCAGCCAACCACUCUCUCCAGCUGGCCUCGCAGAUCCAGAAGGCGCCAGACGUGGCUAUCGAGGUGCUGACCCGCUCCAGCCUGGAAGCUGAGUUAGCCGCCAAAGAGCGGGAGAUCGCCCAGCUGCUGGAGGACGUGCAGAGACUUCAGGCCAGCCUCACCAAGCUGCGGGAGAACUCAGCCAGCCACAUCUCCCAGCUCGAGCAGCAGCUCAGUGCCAAGGACAGCACGCUCAAACAACUGGAAGAAAAACUCAAAGGACAGGCUGACUAUGAAGAGGUGAAGAAAGAACUAAAUAUUCUGAAAUCCAUGGAGUUUGCACCGUCCGAGGGAGCUGGGACACAGGACGCAUCCAAGCCCCUGGAGGUGCUGCUGCUGGAGAAGAGCCGCUCGCUGCAGUCCGAGAACACCGCCCUGCGCAUCUCCAACAGCGACCUGAGCGGGUCAGCCAGGAGAAAAGGGAAAGACCAGCCUGAGAGUCGGCGUCCUGGACCUUUGCCGGCCCCCCCUCCUUCUCAGUUGCCCCGCAACACGGGGGAGCAGGCUUCCAAUACUAAUGGUACACACCAGUUCUCACCAGCGGGGUUAACUCAAGACUUUUUCAGCUCAUCCCUGGCAAGCCCCAGCCUACCCUUGGCUUCUACGGGAAAAUUUGCACUAAACUCUCUCCUCCAACGACAGCUAAUGCAGUCCUUCUACUCCAAGGCCAUGCAGGAAGCAGGAAGCACAAGCAUGAUUUUUUCAACAGGUCCAUACAGCACAAACUCCAUAUCUUCCCAAAGUCCAUUACAACAAAGCCCAGAUGUAAAUGGCAUGGCCCCAUCUCCCAGCCAGUCAGAAAGUGCUGGGAGCGUCUCCGAGGGCGAGGAGAUAGACACUGCAGAAAUCGCCCGGCAGGUGAAAGAGCAGUUGAUCAAGCACAAUAUUGGACAGCGCAUUUUCGGACAUUAUGUCUUGGGACUGUCUCAAGGGUCUGUGAGCGAGAUUCUGGCCCGGCCCAAACCAUGGAAUAAACUGACCGUUCGCGGCAAGGAGCCUUUCCACAAGAUGAAACAGUUCCUCUCCGACGAGCAGAACAUCUUGGCUCUUCGCAGCAUCCAAGGCAGACAAAGAGAGAAUCCAGGCCAGAGCCUGAACAGACUAUUUCAGGAAGUACCGAAACGAAGAAAUGGGUCUGAAGGUAACAUCACUACCCGGAUCCGAGCCUCCGAGACCGGGUCCGAUGAAGCAAUCAAGUCCAUCCUGGAACAAGCCAAAAGGGAGCUGCAAGUGCAGAAAACUGCAGAGCCGGCCCAGCCUUCCUCCGCGUCCAGCAGCGGGAACUCCGACGACGCCAUCCGCUCCAUCCUGCAGCAAGCCCGCCGAGAAAUGGAAAUGGCCCAGCAGGCCGCCCUCGACCCUGCCUUAAAACAAACGCCACUGUCACAGACUGACAUUGCCAUCCUGACCCCCAAGUUAAUAUCCACCUCACCCAUGUCCUCGGUGUCCAGCUACUCUCCUCUAGCCAUCUCCUUGAAGAAGCCCCCCUCCGCCCCCGAUUCCAGCACCUCCGCAAUGCCCAACCCCCCGGCCCUCAAAAAGGAGUCCCAGGAUGCACCUGGGCUGGACCUCCAGGGAGCGGCCGACUCUGCACAGGGCGUCCUACGGCACGUGAAGAACGAGCUGGGCCGCAGCGGUGGCUGGAAGGACCACUGGUGGAGCACCGUGCAGCCAGAGCGAAAGAGCAGCGCUCCUUCUGAGGAAACCAAGGUCGAAGAAGCCAGCGGUGGGAAAGAAAAAGGCGGCGGCAGCCAGGCGCGGGCCGAGCGCGGCCAGCUCCAGGGACCCUCCUCCUCCGAGUACUGGAAAGAGUGGCCCAGCGCCGAGUCACCGUACUCCCAGAGCUCGGAGCUGAGCCUGACCGGAGCCAGCCGCAGCGACACACCCCAGAACAGCCCUCUGCCAUCCUCCCCAAUCGUGCCCCUGUCGAAGCCCACCAAGCCCUCCGUCCCUCCACUGACCCCCGAGCAGUAUGAGAUCUACAUGUACCAGGAGGUGGACACCAUCGAGCUCACCCGACAGGUGAAAGAGAAGCUGGCCAAGAAUGGCAUUUGUCAAAGGAUCUUCGGGGAGAAGGUGCUGGGCCUGUCUCAGGGCAGCGUCAGUGACAUGCUGUCCCGGCCGAAGCCAUGGAGCAAGCUGACCCAGAAAGGCCGCGAACCCUUCAUCCGGAUGCAGCUCUGGCUCAACGGCGAGCUGGGCCAGGGCAUCCUGCCGGUCCAGGGACAGCAGCAGGGGCCAGUCCUCCAUUCUGUGACGUCACUACAGGACCCCCUGCAGCAGGGCUGUGUGAGCUCAGAAAGCACGCCAAAGACCUCUGCCAGCUGCAGCCCUGCACCUGAAUCACCCAUGAGCUCUAGCGAAUCGGUGAAGAGUUUGACGGAACUGGUCCAGCAGCCCUGCCCCCCCAUUGAAACAAGUAAGGACGGCAAAGCACCCGAGCCCAGCGACCCACCUGCUUCGGACUCCCAGCCCACCACCCCACUGCCUCUCUCCGGACACUCGGCCCUCAGCAUUCAGGAGCUGGUAGCCAUGUCUCCAGAGCUGGACACGUACGGCAUCACCAAGAGGGUCAAGGAGGUGCUGACCGACAACAACCUCGGUCAGCGCUUAUUUGGGGAGACCAUCCUAGGGCUCACCCAAGGCUCUGUCUCCGACCUCCUUGCUCGCCCAAAGCCCUGGCACAAGCUCAGUCUCAAAGGACGGGAACCCUUUGUUCGAAUGCAGCUGUGGUUGAAUGAUCCCAACAACGUGGAGAAGCUGAUGGACAUGAAACGGAUGGAAAAGAAAGCCUACAUGAAGCGGCGGCACAGCUCAGUCAGCGACAGCCAGCCCUGUGAGCCCCCAUCUGUUGGCAUUGACUACAGCCAAGGCGCCAGCCCCCAGCCCCAGCACCAGCUGAAGAAACCCCGAGUGGUGCUGGCUCCUGAAGAGAAAGAAGCUCUGAAACGAGCAUAUCAGCAAAAGCCAUACCCGUCACCAAAAACCAUCGAAGAACUCGCCACCCAGCUCAACUUGAAAACCAGCACUGUCAUCAACUGGUUCCACAAUUACAGGUCUCGGAUCCGUAGAGAACUGUUCAUUGAGGAGAUUCAGGCCGGGAGCCAGGGCCAGGCCGGGGCCAGUGACUCCCCCACAGCCCGAAGCAGCCGGCCAGCGCCCAGCUCGGAGGGUGACAGCUGCGACGGCGUGGAGGCUGCCGAGGGGCCGAGCGCCGGGGACAUCGAGGAGUCUGGCGGCCCUGCAGCCGCCACCAAGUCUCAGGGAGGGCCAGCCGAGGCGGCCACGGCCCCGGAGGAGCGGGAGGAGGCGCCGCGGCCAGCGGAGAAGGCGGAGCCGCUGCCCUUGGGGACCGUGGCCUCGGACGACGCUGACGAAGAGGGCCGACCCCGGGUGCCACCGCCACCACUGCCCGAGGGUCCCGCGGAGGGCCCGGGGCCCAUGCCAAACCCCGCCGCCACGCCCGCGGCCAGGGAGGACGCCGCUACCUCAGCCGCCCCCCCGGGGGAGGGCCCCUGCAGGGCCCGGGACGGCGCCGACAGGAGUUCCGCUUUGCCAAGCACCAGCGCGCCGGCGGCCGCCCGCAGGCCCAGCUCCCUGCAGAGCCUCUUCGGCCUCCCCGAGGCGGCGGGCGCCAGGGACUCGCGAGACAACCCCUUGAGGAAGAAGAAGGCCGCGAACUUGAACAGCAUAAUCCACCGCCUGGAGAAGGCUGCCAGCCGGGAGGAGCCCAUCGAAUGGGAGUUCUGAGAGGCGCCGCCCGCCCAUCUGGCCAGGCCGAGCCGAGUCCAGUCUGGCCGAGCCGGGCCGGCCGGGCAGGGGGCGGGCGCCGACUCCGCGGCCUGGACCGUGUUGCGCACUUACCGCCCUGCGGGCCACAGGGCAAAAUCGCCAUAGGCCAAGGUGCAUAUAGAAAACAAAGGAGCAUUAAGCCCAAUCUAUGUCGUGUUUUCGAGGAAGAAAACGGAAAUGUGUAGUCGAGCUUUUUUGUACCCUGAAGUGUUUUUUUUAUUGCCCUAAGUGAUUUCCACAGGUUCUGGAAUAACUCUUACAGCUUUGCCUUGCGCCCUCCUCUUUCGUGUGGGCUUUAAAAAAAAAAAAAAAAUCAAACCCACAUAUUAAAAGGGGGCUUUUUAUCUGCCAUCUAAUGGCUUCAGAGCGAUAAUACACUAUUAUCUUCUUAAACCAGGAAAGGGGGGGGAUUUUUCAGAAAAAUUAAAAAAGAAAGUUUUUGUAGCUGUUCAGUUGCCACUAAGAGAUUGCACAGUCAAACCGACUCUAAACACACUAGUUUGGAUUCCUAAAUAUUUUCAAGAAAAGAAUCUUCUCGUUUGAAACUUUGAAUUAAAAUAAAACACAUUUACUCCACAUAUUUUUUAACAAAAAGAGAAGUCACAUCAGGAAAAUAUCUGAUUUUGUGGUAGCUGACGUAGUGUUUUCUUGUACGUGAAUAGAAUCCUGACAUGUAGUGCACAUUGAUCCAUAGCUUUAACUGACUCUGGGCUUUUGCUGACCAGGGUCUGUUUAAUACACUCCAUUCUAGGCCAAAUCAGGACAAAAAGAAAAGAUCCGAAUCUAGGUAUUUUAUAAUCUGCUUUUUAACCUCUAACCGCAGAGCACGCUGAUCAGACCUCAUAUCUCGGAGGUUUAGGAGACAAGUUAGAACUGUAGCAUGUACCCAUUCAUUUUGUUUAAUUUAUGGUGUCUACGUCUGUGUUAGUGCGUCUGCACAUGUGUGAGCAUUUAAAGAAAGGAGGAAAGAGUAGGCCGCUAAGAGCGCAGCAGACAGUUCUGGGGCCAAGCGGGGCCCACCCUCUUAGACAGCAGCCUUUCCUUGGCACAGAAGGCACCACACCUCACACCACUCUCCCGGGCGCCUGAUGGACUGAGCCCCACCAGGGGACGCCGCUCCCUGGGCCUGGGCAGGGCUCGCGAGCACUCUCUCUUUCCCUUUCUUCCCACCACAAGCACUGAUGACUGUUGACGUCGUGGGAAGCUUCCUUCCCUGCAGAAGAGAAAACGUGGCAGUCUGGGCACUGCUCCCACCCCUGUAGAGACGGCCCAAACUCACACCAAAACGUUGAUGCUCUUCACCUCCAAACCAGACUAUUGGCCCUUCAUUCAUUUUGCCUCUUGGAACAUUUUUUUAUGCAGUCUUUUACUUAGUCUUUUAGGGCAGUCUAAGUACAAAUCAAAAAGUCUAACUUGUCUCUGAUUCCUCCUUUGUCUAUGUGUAUAUGCGUGAGAAUAGAGGUGGAUGAGAGCGUGCGUGUGUGCGUGUGUGCAAUUUUAUACGUCUGUGUAUUUUCUUAAGUACCUGUGCACACAUAGAGUGCAUUACUGCCACCUUUUUUCAAUAAGCUGUUUUAUCAGUUAUGGCUUCUACAAGUUUGCUAAUUUAGACUCCUUUAUUGCCAUAUCUUUAAACUAACAAUAGAUGAUUUCGGUAUAUAUAUAUAUUUUUUUUUGCUUAUUUAUAGGUGCUGUAUUUUAUUAUCUGAUUGUUAGGAAGGGAUGAAAGGGGCAAAUAUUCUUUAGAGGGAUAGACUGCCGGCAGUAUUGGGUAUAAUUUACAAGAUGUAGUUGUCAUACUGUAUAUUACUGAUUGAAAACUUUUUGACCGUAUUGUGUAUCAUUGAAACCUUUGUCUUAGGUCAACAUCUUUGGAUGACAUUUUAAUGGUGCAUUCAUUAUUUCUUAAGUUUAAUUAAUAUUAUCUUUUUUGAUUUUGGGGGGUGGGAGGGAGUUAUAAUUUUAGAGGUAUGCUCCCGCUAUUACACCUCAGUGUGCUUGUAUUAAUUACCUUGUAGGACUUUGACUGUAAGAUGUGAAACCACAUUUCUUGCAUGACGUUUUAGAAAUUAUAUAUUUCAUUUACAGUCUUUUAACCUGCAACUGCAGCACUUAGUUCAAGUUUUCACAAAUUUAAGAGUCACUACACUAAAGACAAUGCCUUUUCAUGAAUGAGAAGUUUUCAGAAGGCUCUAGGAGGCUGAGAGGCAGGCCGUUUGUCUUUUGAUGGUUGCAUCGUCUCUGAACUUGAAAUCUGGUUCAGCGAGAAGAGAAUUCAAGAUGGAGGAGCUUAAGGGGAAACAGAUUAACAUCUGGCUCAAUUCAGGUACUUUAAGAAGAGCGAGUUUGCAUUAGUGACCCUUAGGACAGUGAGUAGCAGAGCCCCUGACAGUACUGUGGUGUCCUCUCCACAAAAACCUCGAGGGAAUUUCGUCAUCAUGUGUGAUGAAUCACUAAAUAUCUGAUUUUCAUCAGAAUCAAAAGCAGGGAGUUAACAGGAAAUAUUAGGGUAGUGUUUUAGUUUUAAAGGCAUGACUGUUAUUUACAGAGGUGUUAAAUCGAGGAAACUGAAAAAGUAUAAAUUUGUCUAUCCUAGUGGCCAAAUAGUAACAGUCUAAAACAGCCAUUUUGGCUCUUCCAAGCAAUUUAGUCAUUUUUGUUGUUGUUGUUGUUGUUGUUUCAGCUAGGUUAUUGUUGAUUUCCAUUCUGUCUUUUUUGCCAGACUUACAUCUGGGUGCUCGAUACAAUCAGUUGGUUAAAUUUUGCUUGCAGUUCAGUGUUUGUAUUAUUUCUCUAUUUAUUUUUUUUAUUACAAUCCCAACCCUAUGCUCUUUUGUGUUAAGCUAUCACUGUCUGUAAUACUUCUAAGAGCUGCCACUAAAUGACAGAAAUCUGUCGGCAGGGGGAAGCGCCCCCCUCCUCGUUGCGCCCCUGAAUUUGAGUCCAAGGGUUGAUCUCGCAUUUUGAUAAGCAAUAUCCAAGUGCCUUGAACAGCGUCCUCUCCGUGGCGUUCCAAGCAGUCCUCCCGCAGGCAGCCGACCUCCUCCUCUUUCUGCUCCAUCAGUUUAAAAAGCUGAUUUGUACCUCUCCCCUGGGGAAAACGGUUCCGUAUAAAACAUUAACACUUAAUUACAAGCUCCAUUAUACCAUUUUAAAUGGCUUCUUUUUGUUAAUUGGAGGCAGUGUUCAUAACUUAAGGUUUCUGCCAUUACUUAGCUGGCUAAGUGGAGGCUCCACAUAAAAUCUGUGUUCGCGAUCAGCCUCUUGCCCCUUGGUUCCUGCCCACACUCUCCUAUGGUGUCUGAGGUGGAAAGUUGGUGGGUUCUGACCUAGACCCGUGCCCGCUCGCUUCCACUGCCCGGCUCCCAGGUCAGCUCCUCCCUUGAACUUCCUGAUCACUCAAAUGUGUGUGAUUUCUGUCCGCCAGUCUGCUCCUCUUUAGAAAGGAUUGCCACAGCCGUUUAGCUCGACUCAAUUAUUCUCAGAGCCGACCUGUCUGAGGAAUACCACAACGUGAGGUGGCUUAUGGUUAGUAGACUGCCCGGGAUGUAGGCGUGGGAGAAGUCUCAGGAAAUGCCAGGAUCUUGACUCGUGUGACUACUAUCAAACCCUGGCUGCUGUGUCUGGUAAAAUACCUGAGGCAGACUGAGCAAAAAGAUAAUCAUUCAUAGCCUCCCUUUACUUCCAAAGCACAAAUGCCUCCCUGCCCAGGCUCCUUCCUGUUGGUGUCUUUGUUCUCUCCCCAUUUAAAAACCAUCCUGACUAAUGUGGACAUUCAGGUUUGCUAGUUGGUGGUCCAGACCCAGAGUGCUACGGAGCUUUGGGCUAAAUGUUCCUCCGUGCUCUCUCUGGCCGUGAGAGACCCUCCCCACCUACACCCACCCCUGGGUCCAGCUGGCCAGCUCCUGAAGGAAGGAAAACCCCAUCUGCCUCCCUGGCCAGGGCACAUCAGUUGUGCAGCUCAUGAGCAAACGAAGCAGAGGCAGGUUGUAGUUUAAUCCCAGGGAGACCUCUGGUGUCGGCUGACUCCUAAGAUCACUCGGCAGACAUGCCCUGAGACGCUGGAGCGAGAGUCUCCGGACAGCUCAGUCUGCAGGAGGGUGCUCUCCCAGCUAAAGCUGGACUGGGUGUUUUCUGUUCCUCCUGAACUCGUGUCCUUUCAUGUGGUGAUCAAUGAACUCUAUUGACAGUCUAUGCAAUGUUUUUCAUUCCUCUGAUUUUAGAGAAACAAACCUCACUGAAACCAGCAGAGGAAGUAUGCGCACGUCCUUUGGGAUUAGCUCCGAGUGGAACAGUGAUAGACUUACUAGACCUGGGGGACAGUAGCCUUUGCCUUAAAUACACUAUAUGACAGGCACCUCUCAACAGGCCUAUAAAAACAAGAGUGCCUGUAGCCAUCCCAGGCCCCUGCUUUCAGAGGCCCGUAAGCCAGCUGUGCGGGUGAAAUACCGUGUUUCCCCAAAAAGAAGACCUAGCCGGAC